Oncorhynchus tshawytscha (Chinook salmon) is the source of this 7925-nucleotide messenger RNA. Its product is annotated as ankycorbin. Lineage: Eukaryota; Metazoa; Chordata; Actinopteri; Salmoniformes; Salmonidae. The coding region runs from base 1722 to 4775 and encodes 1017 amino acids. Gene Ontology annotation, molecular function: actin binding. The record is from RefSeq and is a predicted model, not a curated record. The transcript has 17 exons.
UCUGACCAGAAGACCUGUAUACCAGACCAUAUACUAAUGGAUUAGCUGCUGGUGCAUCAAACAAAUGUUGGAAAGAGGAGGAGAUGUAGACAGAUUAAGUUAGCAAAUAAAUUGCUUAUAAUCAUUAGUAAACACUCCCGCUAUUAGGUCAAGUUUAUCUACAUGUUAAUACAUUUAAUUUUUUUAUGUAGGCCUAUUUAAACAGUUGACUUAUUUUAUUUCCAUGGCGGUCUUUAUCCGUAACCGUCAGUUACACAGUUAUUCAAUACCCAUCACAGCCCUACCCCUCUGCUCUUUCUGCAGCUCAUCUAUGCAUACCUGAGUUUACAGGCCCCUUCCUCACGUGGCAGUGUAGAGAUGGUAGAACCCAUAAGAACUGACAACAUAGCUUAACUUUGAAAUAGCGUAGGAAAGGACACCAUUGAAUAGCAUCUCCUACCAUUCAUAUACUUUAAAACCUCUUGGCCUUGUGAAAUGUCUGUCUCAUAGAAAUCUUGACUUAUGAUGACACUUCUAUUGAAGGAUAGAUGGCCCUAAAAAAAACUGAAUUGAUGCAAGCUACCAGACCAUACAGUUUAUUUCAAAGCAGCACAUACAGGUACACCAUCCUGAUUUGACCCUGCUUCUCACAGCAGGAAAAUAAUCUUGCAGCAACAGGAAACGUAAAUUAUUAUGUGGAUUAUUACAUUUUUGUAGGGGUUGGGGCAAAUCAAGUCAUUAGGGCAAAUUUUUAAGUGGAAAUGACAAACUUUAGAUUUUGCAUUUCCUACUGUGCAGGAAAAUUCUAUGUGACAAAAGAGUGAUCAAAUAAAGAUGUCAGAUCUGUAAAGCUCAGUACAUGAGUCAUGCACCUUACUUUCCUUCCUCCUUUCUCUCUCUCUCUGUGUGUGUGUGUGGAGAGAAUAGAUACUCUUUCCUCCCGGUUCAUAACUCUAUCUUUCAGACUGAGCCUCCCAUCAUCCUAACAGUUAAGCCAGUGCCUUAACCCUACGAAUAGAUGGAAGUGAAUGGGUGCAUGGCUGCUAUAAUCAAGCCUGUGUGUAUGAGCAUGCCAGGCAGGGUAGGACAGAGUCAGUGAGGCCAGCCAGUCACCUCAAGAAGGAACACACAGCCCCCACUAUGAGGUCAGGCUGGAGCCCUGUAUGUCUUGACAGUCAAUCAGGGUUGCAAAUGUGGGAAAUUCGUUGUGAAAAUGGACUGCAACUGAGUUUAGGACAUUAGUCAUUUUCGGUGCAUUUCAACCGUUCAUGGGCUCUGGUGAAAUUCAUGCCCAUGUAAAUCUCUGCAGAGAAGCAUUCAUUUGAGGCAUUGAUUUCAUGGUUUAGGUGCAGGGGGAUGCUGGCUUCCUUAGGCAUUGUGUUAUCACAGAAAUACGAUCCAAUGGUUUCAGGUGAGAAAGCAAAGUAUAGGCUAAGCGUUUCGAACUGAAUGACUGUCGUGUCAUGACUGGCCACGGUCUUCAAGGUUGAAAAUAUGUUGAAAGUGAAACAAUCUUCUGUUGAUGGUGUUGAAACAGAGCUCUGGUUCAGCAUGCCUAAUGCCUAUAUGCCAUAAUGAAACGUGUUUUCCUCAGGUUAUGUAAUGGGAAGCUCCCUACUUAAGGAUUAAGCCUAAAUGGGAUAAUCACCCUCUAGACUAGAGGUUACCAGAGAGACAUGGCUGGCCGCGUUCACAGGCUGAAUUGCGUUAGGUUCACGGUGGAGUAAAACCAACAAACAGCUAUGCCGUCUUUCAUCUUUUAUGCUAAUUGUCUACAACGGGCCCAUGAAUGGAGCAAAAAUGAUGAGCGCCUCAUGGCAGCUGUGGAACAUGGGGAGGUAGAGAAGGUGGCCUCCCUCCUCACCAAGAAAGGAGCCAGCGCGUUCAAACUGGACAGUGAGGGCAAGUCAGCUCUCCAUGUGGCUGCCACCCGUGGUCAAACUGAAUGUCUGGCAGUCAUGCUGGCCCAUGGUGCAGACACAUCUGUCAUAGACGCCUCAGGUUUUAGUGCUUUACACCUCGCUGCCAAAAACAACCAUCAGGAGUGUGCCAAAAAGCUUAUACAGAGUAAAUGUGUGUUGGAUACUCUGGACUGCUCAGGGAAGACAGCCCUUCACCACGCAGCUGCCAGUGGAAACAUUGUGAUUGUCCAAACCUUAUGUGAGCGCAAGUGUCCAGUGAACGUCAGAGACAUGGAUGGCCUCAGCCCCCUGCUGCUGUCCGCCAGACACGCCCAUGCUGAUGUUUGUAGCAGCCUCCUGGACUGGGGAGCUGACGUCAACGCGUGUGAUAAGAACGGCAGGACAGCAGUGAUGCUGGCCAGUGAGAGCAGCAGUAUGUCUGUAGUGGAGGUUCUGGUCCAGAGAGGAGCUGUUCUUCAGGCUGUGGACUCUUUGGGUCAUGACGUUCUGCACUACGCCAAGCUGUCUGGCAGCAGUGAGAUCAGGGCCGUCCUCACUGCCGAGUUGCACAGUGCACACUCAGACAGCGACACCCCAAAGUCCCCCAAAUCUCCUCAGCAUGAUCAAGUGGCUAGGUUAGGUGGCGAUCGAAGCACAACUCCCAAAAAACGAAAAGCACCUCCACCUCCCAUUAGCCCUGUGCAGAUGUCUAGUCCCAACUCUCCUGCGUACAUGACCCCAAAUGAAACUCCAGUCUCCAGUAAAAGUUGUGGAUUUAAAACAUUUAAUUAUAAGGAAGGGGAGUUGCAUGGCAUGUCUCAGAGGGAGGAGGUGGAGAAGCUACAUGAGGAGAAGUGCAUGCUGCUGGAGACCAUUGAGAAUCUGAAGCAGAUUGUGGACCAGACUGUGACUAUAAGCCAGACUGAGACGGAGCCGGGGCAGGAGCCCAAGGCAGAGGACUGUGGGAAGGCAGACUCAGCUCUGGUAGUGGCCCUACAUGCCAAGAUUACAGCUCUGUCUCUGCAGAACCAGCAGUUAGCCCAAAUACUCAAGAAGCGUCCGUCACCCCAGGGAGGUGAGGUUAGCCGAGAGGACUCGUCCCGCCCCAACAGUAUGAACUCUAAUGCCUCCUACCACAUCACCCACAAGUCCCCCAGCGAGUCCCUGCUCCAGCCCCAAGGGACGGAGGAGGAGGACAUGUCUGAGGGGUCUGCCCUGGAGCUCAGUAGCUCCUCCGUGAGACAAGAGGAGGAAGAGAGUGGGGAGCGAGGGAAGGAGGGAGGCGAGGAGGAGAUCCGACUGCUGAGGGAGACCCUAGGGAGAGUCCACUCCAAACUGCAGGAGACGCAGAAGGAGAACCUCACGCUCCAUGCCAGGCUCAAACCUGAGCAGGGGGAGGUGACAGGGAGGGAGGGGGAGGUGCUGCUGGAGAGUCUAGCAGAGCUCCAGGCCAAGCUGACGGAGACACAGGAGAAACACCAGCAGGCCAGAGAGGAGGUGCUGGCCCUCAUGGCACAUAUUGAAAGAGGAGAUAGUGGAGGAAGUGAAACGACAGAGCAAGAGCUCCAGAGACUGAGAAGCUCUCUGGAGCAGGAAGUGAAAGAGCUGAGGUCCCAGCUGGCCCAGUCAGAGCAGCAGAGGGAGAGUGAUGUAGGCCGGAUCAGAGAGCAGGAGGCCAGGCUGAAGGCAGCAGACGACAGCGGUGAUCGGGAGAAGAGCCUGCUGGUGGACCGGUACAAGGAGGCGCAGGAGGAGAUCAGGAUGCUGCAGGAGGCUCUGAGGGGGACGGUCCCCGUGGAGGCUGCAGCUACAGACUUUGAGGAGAUGAAAGGCGAGCUGGGGAACGUGAUCGAUGGGCUGCAGCGCCGCCUGCUGGAACUAUCCAAGUCCUACAGUGAGGCCAAGAGUGAACUGAGCUCCACCAGGAACCAUCUGGAGGAGAUCCGGGCUGUCAAGUCUAAGCCUGGCAUCACUGUAGCCUCCCCAGACAAGGAGCAGGCCAUGCUGAGAAGCAGAGUAGAGGAGCUGCAGGCAUCGCUAGCCGACACACAGAGCAAGUACUCAGCCUCUCUGGAGGAGAUUGCCCUCCUGAAGCAGGAGGCUGAGGCUCAGGAGUCAGUGGCGUUAUCUGACCACACCCAGAUGGUGUCCUCUCUAGGCAGCACCAUCAAGGACUUGGAGGCCCAGGCAGAUGCUCUAAGACAACAGCUGUCCCAGAGGACCUUGCAGGUGGACACCCUACAGAACAGACUGACCAUGGAGAAGGACCACACACCGGAUGACUCUAUAUCACGGCUGGAGCACGAGCAGAUGAGAGAGGGCCUGGAGAAGGAGGAGGGCAACCUGACGCAGCUCCUCCAGGGGGCCCUGAGGAAGCAGGAUGAGAUGGCUCUGGAGGCGGCUGCAGCGUGGCAAGAACUGAGGGAGGGGAGGAGUGAGAGGGAGGCCCUGCAGGAGCUGGCCAUCAGCAGGGAGAAGGAGAACCACACUCUGAGCACCAAGCUCAGAGAAGCCCAGGAUGCAAUCGUUCAGCUGAAGAAACUGGUGGAGGAACAUGUCAGCUCAGAGAGAGAGAAGAAUAAGAAGAUUGAUGACCUGUCGAGAGAGGUGGGGAAGUUAAAGGAUGCCUUAAACAGCCUAUCCCAGCUGUCUUACAGUGCAGGCUCAGCCAAGAGACAGCAGACCCUGCAGCAGCAGCAGCAGCUGGACAACCUACAGCAGCAAGUCAAGCAGCUGCAGUACCAGCUAGGGGAGUCAAAGAGGCAGCACCAUGAGAUAGUGUCCGUCUACAGGAUGCAUCUCCUAUACGCCGUCCAGGGUCAGAUGGAUGAGGAUGUUCAGAAAGCCUUGAAGCAGAUUCUGAUGAUGUGCAAGAUGCCAACAGAAGCCAAAUGAAGUGUCUGAAAUGGAACAGCCUAUCUGUUUACUGACCAUGCUGGAGAGGAGACGCAUGGAAACUAUAUCCUUGGUCUCCUAACCUAUCUGAUCUAUCACACUACAGUGCACGUGUGCCCAUCAAAAGCAAAGAUAAUUGUAAAAAUAAAAAUAAAAGACAUUCUUCAUCUGUCUACAAAUGAUGUCAGCGGGGAGCUAUGAAGACAAAGGUAGGAUGGCAGUCAAUAGAUUCAACUGCCAUCCUACCUUUGAACUAGCAGUGUUCGUUUUGUAAUGUUUUUUAGUUUUCUAGUCUGGCUAACACCUAACUCGAAGUCCUCGACUUCACAGUGUGAAAAGGCUAUUUUGAUGUUGUCGGCACGACCACUCACAGCCCCUGAGCGCCGUCCCUUCCAAUACAACUGUUACAAUACAACUGUACAAUUUUCAAAUCCAAACAACGUGAGGUCUCAACCCCCCAGGAAAGAAGCCAUUUUUGAGGGAACCAAUCAAAGCUCAACCCAUUUCAGCGCAAAUACUGCAUUUACGAACAGACUCCUCUCCAGACCAUUGUGUCACAGCUCUCUUUCAGCUGUGUACCAUGUGAGUCGCGUCAGCCAGGCUAAUGGUGUUCAUGAUAUAAUCAAAAUCAUUUUUUAGAUCUCUGCAUGCAACUUCCAAAAUCAACCAAAGAAGAACACUGCUAAACGCUUUAGCGACAAGAUUUUUCAAGAUACAUUUAUAAAUUAAAACAAAGUCUGGCGGUUGUAUUUUUUAACAACCCUAUUUGGUGGUUUUUGUAUGAAUUCAAUAUUGUGUGUGAUAACCUAGGCCCUUUUUAGUGUCUGCAAUCUGUGAAUGCCAAUUUUACCCAAUUGUGGGUUUUCGUCCGUCCUCAUUUACACCAUAUUCCCUUGGGAGUCUUUUUAACUCAAUAUGACUGUAUGAACCGAAUUGACUUUUAAAAUAAUGAAACCCACCGUUCGUUGCUUCAACAAUUAUACUCAUUGAGCAAUAAUCCAGUACUUGAAGGGUGAUGUGGUAUCAGAGCUCUGGGUAGUCUCUCUGAGGACAGAACAUACCCAUGUGACUAAUGCACUUUCCUCAUGCUGUCCUCCUGUUCAAACUCUAGUCUGCAAGAAUAUAUGGCCUCUGCAGAUUACCUGUUACACCUUUGAUUUGUGCCAGCUCUUUUUGUGUUGAAGCCUGACAGAUUUGUCUUGAUUCUUGAAGGGUUUAAAAGUUAUAUUGCAGUGUUCUUCUUCCGUGCUUUUGUAAUAUCAUUAUAGUGUAAGCUGUAUCAGGUAUUGUUUCUUGAUUUUUUUUGGGGGGGGGGGAUGAAACAUCCAACCAUUUCAGUGUUGGUAUGGCAGCAUGUGAGGCUCUUGGGAUGUUGAGCAAGUUGCUCAGCCUCAUUCAAUCCACUUCAUCCACCUACUUACUAUACCUGAGCAGUACAGUAUGUAUUGUAUUGCAUUGUGAAAUUCAUUACGCAUAAGUAAGAACUCUAAUCUCUCGAUGACAGAUGCUCGUAACAUACAGUAAAUGGUAGUAGCAUCUGUCCACAGACUGUGGGAUCUGACGACUAACGAGAAACUUUGUACCGGUAUGCAGAUUUUAUGUCACUGAUCGUUUGGACAAAUCACGAUUUCGCAGGUGCCCACAUCUUUAAAAUUUCAGAAGGGGAGGGGAUAUUUGACCCCUAGACUUGCCCGAAACUGGCUGAGAGUUUAUGUAUAGAGGGGGCGAAAACUUCGCUAGCCUCGUUAGUACCUUUUCUAACACAUCUCCCCCCCAAAUUUAAACAAGCAUCUGAUACAAUCACUUAAGAUUUUAGUACAGUGUGUCCUAGAUAAGUAUGGCUCCAAUGUGUCUGUGGUGCUGUUUGUUGUACUGUAUUACGUUUAAAUCAAGUGCUGUAUGAUCUCAUUGUAGCCUGAUAAGUGUAACAACUGCACUAUUUCAGCCCUUCACUUCCACUGUUGUCCUCUACAAAUCAUGUCUUUUCAACAGCCUAGGAAAUCUGAACUCUUUUCAGUUACAAGCAACUUUACGGUUGUACAACUGCAAUGUUACAAGGAACAAUGCAGCAGAUGCAUCCAAUGAUAAAUAACUGAGUAUGUUAGUGGGUUGAACACACAGGAUUGUCACAAUUACAUGGAAUGUGACAUAUCUUACACACAGUGUACUUCCAUAGAAUGAUCACUGUGAUUGAUGUACAAUUACAUCAGAGCUGUGAUAUGCAGGAUAGCUCCAGAUAUGGAUGACAUACUGUACAUAUCCCAAACCCACCAAAGUGCUGUACUUGAUGUUCUUAUCAUACAUUUCUGCACUUAAGGUUCCUCUGAUGCUGCACUGUAAACGUUUUUUUUUACCUGGCAGUAAGUUACUGUAAAAAGAAAAGUACAAUAUGUUACCAUAAAUUCCAAAUAAACUUUGGUUUAACAGUACAUACUGUACUUUUUAAUUUUUUUUACAGUAACAUACAGGUAACUAGCUGCCAGUAAGUUACUGUAAAAACUUUUUUUUUUUUUUACAGUUUUUGUUUACUCAUGCAGCCCAAUUCUGUUCUUUUCAAUUCUGUUCUUUUCUAUUGAGCUGCCUGUGUAAACGCAGCCUAAAUGAUUUAGGAUAAUGCACUACAUCUUCAUACUACUCAUUGGAAUACAUUUCGAAAUGAUUACCGUUACAAUAUCUAUGAGUACUUGAUCUUUUAGACUAAUAAGUGCACGGUACAGACAGGAGUGAAGUUGCCCCUUUAUCACAGGUCACUAAGGCUGUGUUUAGACAGGCAGCCCAAUUCUGAUAUUUUUUCCACUAAUUGGUCUUUGGACCAAUGACAUCAGAUCUUUUCCCAUCAAAUUAUUUUCAGAGCUGAUCUGAUUGGUCCGUAGACCAAUUAGUGAAAACAAUAUCAGAAUUGGGAUGCCUAUGUAAACGUAGCCUAAGAGUUUCUCAAAUAACUCUUGUUAAUAAGGUAAAAAGAAGACUCCUCCCUCAAUGACAGAGAAGUUAAUAAGCAUUGCCUGAAUGUUUUAAAUUUAGAAAGGGAUAAGGAAGGAUACAUGUCCUUUGUGCUUCCUGUUUUCCAACUUGUUUUUGUAAUUCAAACAGAUUUUUGUGUUUGUUUGCCAAUUGCUUUUCACCCACUUCAAUAAAUUGUGAAUGCCU